This is a messenger RNA of Coregonus sp. 'balchen', 12321 nucleotides long. The record is from the annotation of a GenBank genome assembly. Lineage: Eukaryota; Metazoa; Chordata; Actinopteri; Salmoniformes; Salmonidae.
UUAUUCGCCAUGAUUGACAUGAAGCCUCCGAUAUCACGAGCAAAGAUGAUGUCAGUCACUAAAUCAGCAAUAAAGGCUAUCAAGGUAGGUUAGAGCAACGUGUGUGUGACCCUGUGUAUACUGUAUAUAAGGAGCACUGUACUGUUAACUUAUCAGAUGAGUGUCUCAUUGAAAAUGAAAUACUGGUGAAGUAAUUUUUCUGAUGCUUUUAAUGUGACCUUGUAUAAAUUCACACCAUGAAACAUUUUUAAUCUUGUUUCCGUUUCAUGUCCCCUCUCAGCUAUACAAGCAUGUCGUCCAGAUUGUGGAGAAGUUCAUCAAGAAGGUAAGUCAUGGGAAAAACAACCCAUGGAACUAUUAUCAAGAGUGGUUGGCUUUGCUUUCAGACAAUGCCAAUAGCCUGAAAGUGACCGCAUGCUGCCCAUCCGGAACAGUUACUGCAUAUUUUGUGACGUGUUUUGUUUUGUUUUGGUAUUUAGUAAAGUAAUUGUUUUGGCUGUUUUCGCGCGCACGUUUUUUCUCUCGAGGCAAGCCGAAGUCUACGCCCCUUCGUCAGUGAUUGGUCAACAGUAGGGAUUCUUAAUGAAGUGAUUGACAUUCAACGAGAAACAAAUGUUUCAUUCACAUGUAUUCACUUGAAAUACCGCACAAAACAUCUUAGUUGGAUGUAAAAUUGCGCGAUUAAGAUCUCCUCUGCAAAAAUGUAAACUAAUUACAUAUUUCUUGAGUUGUCUUCGAUUAAUUCUGACUAUUUUGAGGAAGUGUAUACUGGCUAUGGCAUCUCAAGAUGGACAAACAGUACUAUUGCUGCUUUUUUUCUUAUUUUUCAAGCGAGUAUGCAAGCAAACUCAUUCGGUUUGCCUAUAGGCAUCAGCCGAACCAAAGCAUGUAGAAGGCUUUAGUCUUGGAAACCAUAAAACAAAAUCAAAAGUUUUUACCCUUUUAUAAAAUGGUUAUAAAACAUUUAAUGUUUUUACCCUUAUUGUAAUUUGUAGACCAAUGAUAAGGUGAAAUACCAGUGAUAAUACAAUCUGAGACCUCUUCCUCCAGUGUAAGCCAGAGCUGAAGGUUCCCGGCCUAUACGUGGUGGACUCCAUAGUCCGACAGUCACGACACCAGUUUGGAGUGGACAAGGACGUCUAUGGACCCAGGUUCCAAAAGAACUUCACCCCGACCUUCCAGAACCUCUACCUCUGUCCACACGAUGACAAGGUAGGGUUAUUACUGUAGAUGUUUCUUUAUUGGUGUUUCACCAAGGCAGGGACACACAUUUUUAGAUUCUAGCACUAAAUCAAAUCAAAUCAAAUUUAUUGUCAAAUCCAAAUCAUGGUGAUUGGUUCAGUAACCGUAUUGAUCAGGAUGAUUGCUUUCAGCUUAACCGUAUGACAUGGAUUGUUCAGUUAUCCUAUUGAACAGGAUAUGUGUCAGUUAAUCAUAGUGAAUCGGAGAUGUAUCAGUAGUCAUAGUUGAACAAUGAUUAGUUGGACAUCAGAGAAUGUGAGGAUCCUAUUGAGUCAAAAAAAUAUAUCAGACAGUGAGAUAUAGAAAACCUGCAGAGGGAGCCAUCCAAUGACAGUGUCCUAUUGGAAUCCGAGUUAGAAGAAUGAAUGUGGACAAGAUGGGGACGGUGUUGGAAUGGAAUUACAGUAAUGAAAUGUACGUUAGCCAGUAUAAAUGAAUGUAUAUAAGACAAAAUUCACAAAUUUACACAACGCAGAGUCUGCGAAGUUAAAACUACAGACUCAAUAAUUAUGCCUGGGAUGCUAAAAGUCAAAAGUAUGGGGGAGUUAAUAGCGUCAGAAGGUACAAUGAUUAGUUCCUUUAAUCCAUUGUCUGUGUAGCCGGCGCGGUCUGCUCGUUGCCGACCACUGCGUUGUGUUCCGGUGCACUGAAGACAAGACACUGGCGUACUUGAAGGCACUUUAUUGUGUACAACUCUCUCAAUCUGUUCAACAUCAAGGAGAGAAUUUUCAAAACUCUACCCUCGACCAGAAUCCGCCUCUCUCAGUCGAGUAGAAUGCAGACUCAGUAUAAUCACAUUCAAAAAUCCAAGGAAUAAAUACAACAUAAUUGGAAAAUAAACAUCGCAUCUGGUGUAUAUCUUAUGUAUGUGUCAUAUUGCAUGUUAUCUCUGCCAAAAACUCUGAGCUUUUAGCCUUUACAUUAAUACUGUGCAACAUGACAUAAACCAUCUUUCAAAUAGGUAAUACAUACAGUAAUAUGCACGAAGCAACAUGUAAUCCUUCACAUUUGAACUUUUCAGUGCCAUUAAACACUAAUCAAUACAUGAAAACAUUUUAAAUGAACACAUAUUUUUAACCUGAUAUAGGGAAUACAUACCUGUUCAACAUCAAGGAGAGAAUGUUCAAAACUCUACCCUCGACCAGAAUCCGCCUAACAUUUAAAAAAAAACUGAAACGUGGGCUUCAACACAAGAGGAUAGAAUGACGAUCGCUAACUUACAGCUAAACAAAACACGAGGUUAGCUAAGUUAGCAAUUUCUCAAACUCUCAAAAAUAGCUAAAUUCACGACACAGCUUGAUUAAAGUACGUACACUCAUCAUAUAAUAUACAUACAAGUUACUAUGUGCACUGAAACGUUUUAGUUUUAACAGGUAUAUCAAGUUUAUAUCACGCCGAAGUGAACACAUACCUCUCUCAGUCGAGUAGAAUGCAGACUGAGAAAAGCAUGAGACAACUCCGCAUAUAACCAAACCAACACUCUAGAGGGCGCACUUACACAACUAACUCUCCCAAUAUCUGUAAACUACACGAAAUGCUGAACAAUACAAUAUUUUGGUGAAAUCAACUCACAAAAUAAAAAGGCGGUGUUGAUGCAACCCAGUUCAGGAUUGCUCUCGAUGGUGCAGCUGUAGAAUUUUUGAGGAUUUGAGGACCCUGCCAAAUUUUUUAGUCUCCGGAGGGGGGAAUAGGCUUGUCGUGCCCUCGUCACGACUGUCUUGGUGGUUUGGACCAUGAUAGUUCGUUGGUGAUGUGGACACCAAGGAACUGAAGCUCUCAAACUGUUCCACUACAGCCCCGUCGAUGAGAAUGGGGCGUGCUCAGUCCUCUUUUUUUUCUGUAGUCCACAAUCAUUUCCUUUGUCUUGGUCACGUUGAGGGAGAGGUUGUUGUCUGGCACCAAACGGCCAGAUCUCUGACCUCUCCCUAUAGGCUGUCUCAUCGUGUCGGUGAUCAGGCCUACCACUUUUGUGUAGUCGGCAAACUUAAUUGGAGUCGUGCCUGGCCAUGCAGUCAUGGGUGAACAGAGAGUACAGGAGGGGACUGAGCACGCACCCCUGAGGGGCCCCCGUGUUGAGGAUCAGUGUGGCAGAUGUGUUGUUACCUACCCUUACCACCUGGGGGCGGCCCGUCAGGAAGUCCAGGAUCCAGUUGCAGAGGGAGGUGUUUAGUCCCAGGAUCCUUAGCUUAGUGAUGAGCUUAGAGGGCACUAUGGUGUUGAAUGCUGAGCUGUAGUCAAUGAAUAGCAUUCUCACGUAGGUGUUCCUCUUGUCCAGGUGGGAAAGGGCAGUGUGGAGUGCAAUAGAGAUUGCAUCAUCUGUGGAUCUGUUGGGGCGGUAUGCAAAUUGGAGUGGGUCUAGGGUUUCUGGGAUAAUGUUGUUGAUGUGAGCCAUGACCAGCCUUUCAAAGCACUUCAUGGCUACAGACGUCAGUGCUACGGGUCGGUUAGUCAUUUAGGCAGGUUAUCUUAGAGUCCUUGGGCACGGGGACUAUGGUGGUCUGCUUGAAACAUGUUGGUAUUACAGACUCAGUCAGGGACAUGUUGAAAAUGUCAGUGAAGACACUUGCCAGUUGGUCAGCACAUGCUCGGAGUACACGUCCUGGUAAUCCGUCUGGCCCUGCGGCCUUGUGAAUGUUGACCUGCUUAAAAGUCUUACUCACAUCGGCUAUGGAGAGCGUGAUCACACAGUCAUCCGGAACAGCUGGUGCUCUCAUGCAUGCUUCAGUGUUGCUUGCCUCGAAGCGAGCAUAGAAGUGGUUUAGCUCGUCUGGUAGGCUUGUGUCACUGGGCAGCUCGCGGCUGUGCUUCCCUUUGUAGUCUGUAAUAGUUUUCAAGCCCUGCCACAUCCGACGAGCGUCAGAGCCAGUGUAGUACGAUUCAAUCUUAGUCCUGUAUUGACUCUUUGCCUGUUUGAUGGUUCGUCGGAGGUCAUAGUGGGAUUUCUUAUAAGCGUCCGGGUUAGAGUCCCGUUCCUUGAAAGCGGCAGCUCUACCCUUUAGCUCAGUGCGGAUGUUUCCUGUAAUCCAUGGCUUCUGGUUGGGGUAUGUACGUACGGUCGCUGUGGGGACGACAUCAUCGAUACACUUAUUGAUGAAGCCAGUGACUGAUGUGGUGUACUCCUCAAUGCUGUCUGAAGAAUCCCGGAACAUGUUCCAGUCUGUGCUAGCAAAACAGUCCUGUAGCUUAGCAUCUGCGUCAUCUGACCACUUUUUUAUUAACCGAGUCACUGGUGCUUCCUGCUUUAGUUUUAGCUUAUAAGCAGGAAUCAGGAGGAUAGAGUUAUGGUCAGAUUUGCCAAAUGGAGGGCGAGGGAGAGCUUUGUAUGCGUCUCUGUGUGUGGAGUAAAGGUGGUCUAGAGUUUUUUUCCCUCUGGUUGCACAUUUAACAUGCUGGUAGAAAUUAGGUAGAACGGAUUUAAGUUUCCCUGCAUUAAAGUCCCCGGCCACUAGGAGCGCUGCAUCUGGAUGAGCGUUUUCCUGUUGAUUAAUGGCCUUGUACAACUCAUUCAGUGCAAUCUUAAUGCCAGCAUUGGUUUGUGGUGGUAAAUAGACAGCUAUGAAAAAUAUAGAUGAAAACUCUCUUGGUAAAUAGUGUGGUCUACAGCUUAUCAUAAGAUACUCUACCUCAGGCGAGCAAAACCUUGAGACUUCCUUAGUAUUUGAUUUUGUGCACCAGCUGUUGUUUACAAAUAUACACAGACCGCCACCCCUUGUCUUACCGGAGUCAGCCGUUCUGUCCUGCCGAUGUAGCGUAUAGCCUGCUAGCUGAAUGUUAUCAUUGUCGUCGUUCAGCCACGACUCGGUGAAACAUAAUAUAUUACAGUUUUUAAUGUCCCGUUGGUAGGAUAACCGUAAUCUUAAAUCGUCCACUUUAUUUUCAAAAGAUUGAACGUUGGCUAAUAGGAUUGAUGGAAGAGGCAGUUUACUCGCUCGCCGUCGGAUCCUUACAAGGCACCCCGAUCUCCGUCCCCGAUAUCUCCGUCUCUUCCUCACGCGAAUGACGGGGAUUUGGGCCUUGUCGGGUGUCUGUAUGAUAUCCUUCGCGGCCGCCUCGUUGAAGAAAAAAUCUUCGUCCAAUACGAGGUGAGUAAUCGCUGUCCUGAUAUCCAGAAGCUCUUUUUGGUUAUAAGAGACUAUGGCAGAAACAUUAUGUACAAAAUAAAUUACAAAUAACGCGGAAAAACACACAUAAUAGUACAAUUGGUUAGAGGGCUGUAAAACGGCAGCCAUCUUCUCCGGCGCUGUUCUCUCAGACUACGGACACACUAAUCCGUAGUUUAGUCAUGGAUGAUUGUGUUCAGUAGUUUAGUCAUGGAUGAUUGUGUUCAGUAGUUUAGUCAUGGAUGAUUGUGUUCAGUCAAUCCGUAGUUGAGUAAUGGAUGAUUGUGUUCAGUUAAUCCGUAGUUGAAUCAUGGAUGAUUUGAAGCUUUUGGACAUCAGAGCAAUGUUGAGGGAAUCCUAUUUGAGUCAGAAAAAUGUACUCAUAUGAUAGGUGAGAUAUAGAAAACCUUGCAGAGAGUCGAUCCAACUGACAGUGUCCCCUAUUGGAAUCCAGAGUUAGAAAGAACUGAAAUUGGCACAAGAUGGAGGAGGUGUUGGAAUGAAAUUACAGUUAAUGAAAAUGUACGCUUAAUCCAGUAUAAAUGAAUGUAUUAUACAAGAAACAAAAUUCACAAAUUCUACAGCACAACGGUAGAGUCGUGUCUGAAGUUUAAAACUUAACAACGACUCAAUAAUUCAUGCCUUCUGGGAGUGCUAUAAAGUCCAGAAGUUAUGGGCGGAGUUAGAUAAACGGCUGUCAGAAGGAUUACAAUGUAAGUUUCCUUUUAAUCCAUCUGUCUGCAUAUUACAAGAGAUGGCAUAGGAGGGUGUGGUGAGAUACCCGAUGGGUUGGCCAAUAUUAUUUUAAUCACUUAUAUUGAAGAAGCUAUUACAUAAAUAUUGGAAGUCAAAUGAUACUCCAACAUUUAAAGGGAAAUUUUAAAAAAUCGUCAUCUUCAGCACCACCCCAACAUCAACAGGAAGAUAAGUGUUUCCAAUGACCUCAUCAACCAAUUAGUAGGCAAUGCCUACUGUUAGGUUCUGACAAACAGAGUGAAAAACUAACGGACAACUAGUCAAAGCUCAAACCAAGUUUAUUCACCCAGUGGGGCUACAAAGACAUGUUUCCACCAGCACAAGUAUUUAUACCCUCCUUUAUGCGGAGUCUCCUCCUUGCACCUCUAAACACUACAUCUUUGUUGCUAGGCAGGAAGCUAAGUGAAGUGUAAUAAAUGGCCAGCCAGGCGUCCCCGGGCCGGCGGGGCUUUGCCUUGGUGGCCUCUGGUACAUUCUAAUGUCUUGAUUCCAUCUGAAAUACACAGCCAAAUGAUUGAAUACUUUAACGACUUUACCUCCCAGAUUGGAGAAAUUAGUUGUGAUUUUGUGUAGAAAGACUUUACAAUUAAAAUGACUGAAAACGUCUGAAUUCAGUGCGUUGUUAGUUGUUCUGGAUGUGGUCUAGGUCUAGGACUAUACGAUCAGGACUAUAUGAUCUAAGUAAGAGAACAUUAAACCUUUUUAACAUUUAACCUGUCUUCUCUGGAGAUUAAAGUCAUAUUUACAGUUUUACUGCAAGAUAUGAAUUGCCACAAUGAUGUUUGUUCUUCAAAUGAUGUAUUUUAUUAAAACAGAGAAAUGAAUCAAAUAACCCACAUCGUCUUGAGAAAUAAAAUGUUAAGGUUUAGUUUUUCCAAGUUUCAGUUUUUUUUCAUGUGUUUGCUCGCAAAAUUACCCUUUUUCAUAGAACGUGCAAUGUUGUUGUUUUUCUAAGUCCCACAACAAUGCUUAAACCACUUUUGAGGUCUGGGAAAAAUCUGGGGAACUUUUGAUUUUUGGAUGUAGUUACCCUUUAAUUCAAGUGCACGAGGCAGUUGUUUAGUGGUGUUUUUCAUGAUAUCAUUCUACCAGGUAAGCAUAGGCUACUUUUGUAGUUAACGUUUUAAUUGAGAAGGUUUUUGGGAAAGCCUUUCCAUCUACCAGAAGACUGUUUUCAUUAGCAUCAUCGCUAACGGCUACACAAAGUGGUAGACGAGUGCACUGCACACACACAGACGGGCGUUCUCAUUGCCUCUUCAGAAAAGUCGCAGGAAAUACAAAUCACUGAUGCGUUCUGUUCAUGUCUUAUGAUUUAACUUGGGCAAAUGUAUUACUUUUCAAUACAUUUAGUUGAUUCCCUACUAAAGUCAAUACAUUUUUUAAUAUUGUUGAAUUCCGUUUUAAUGCCUGGAUUCCUUGAGUGCCCUGAUGAUCCUAUCUGGACCAGAAUGAGGCUCUCCACUACCUGUUGUUCCUGCAGUGAUGAUUCACCAUCUUCAUCGAAUGUUUUCAUAAUGUAUCUGCAGGUGAUCUCCAAAAAGACUAGGCCUAUCAGUAUCCAAUGCAAAUUAGGGAACCAAAUCAACGGCUCUCUCAGCGAUGCGAUUCGGUAGGCUACACUGACUGACGAGACGAGAGUCACUCACUUUAUCGUCACUGUCUGGCAAGCCCCGACAUCCUAGGAAAUCCUUUGGUUUACUUGUCCCGAUGCGAUGCCAUGGACAUAUAACAACUACAUUGUAUGAUCUAUGAAUGGCAAAGGGAUAUAGGAGAUUGACUUUAUUCAGGCAGUUAGACACCUUUUAUAAACUAGUCAACACUUGCUGUUCGGUUGUCAAUAAAACACACAGUAAAUAGUCUACUAUACACCACGACUCCGUGGCUGGUUAUAGAAAAUAAAUGAACGUGUCAGAAAACAAUAAUUAGGGUAAGAGGAUUGACUCAUCGUUACCACUUACAUUAAAUGGGACGUGCAAAUUCACUAGCGUCAUGCUCGCGCUCCUUCGUUUAGCUUGAAUUCAACUAAUUGGUUUUGAGCCAGGUGUGGUUGUAUUGAGCUGGUACAAAAAAUGAGAGUUGAGAAAUGUUGCUGAUCAACUCAACGGACAACUAAAGCAUAACUGUAAACUUCUCUCAUUAUGGGUUCUUAUCCUCUCUCUCUGCAGAGUAAGAUCAUCCGUGUUCUCAACCUGUGGCAGAAGAACGCUGUGUUUGAGAUGGACAUCGUCCAGCCCCUGUUGGACAUGGCUACUGGCUCCUUAGUCCCUGAUCCCUCCCCCCAGGAGGAUCUCCAGACCCAGCCCCCGGUCUCCAGUACCUCCAUAGCUGCAGUUCACCUCCAGGCCCAGCCCCCGGUCUCCAGUACCUCUAUAGCUGCAGUUCACCUCCAGGCCCAGCCCCCGGUCUCCAGUACCUCCAUAGCUGCAGCCCUGCCCCAGCUUCCCCCGCAGCUCCAGAACCCCGAGGCCCUGGCUGCCGUGGCCCAGCUCUUCCAGUCCGGACAGGGACACGAGGUGAGUGAGAGCCGUAGAAGGAAAGAAUGCAUCGCUGUACCAAGUCAGUCCGUGGUGAGCGUACCCAUGGAGAUCCUGUAUUCUAAUUCUAUGAGAGUUACCCAUGGGGUUACCUGUCAGAUUGCCAUGGUUAGAGGUUCUAUUCCAGUUCUACUCGUCUGUUGUUAUAGCGACACACUUACACACUACUAGCUCAUACACCCCACAACAACAUAUGACUGGGACAGAACAUUCAAAUUAAAUGGGUCUUGUAUCCUCUUCACUGUUGCUCUUUCUUGACCAGUCAUUUGGUUCUUUACUGUAAACUAUGUAGUUCUUCUGAAUAAAGUUCUAUACCAGGCUAAUAAAGAAUUAAAUACAUGAUAUUAUCUUGCUUGUCACCCAGGUAGUAACUGAUUUGAUGGAUUGAGUGUAAUUGGGCUCUAUUCCUUCCUGUCUGUGUCCAGCUUCAGAAGAUGCUCCAGAGAUUCCAACCAGGGCAGCAGACCCCUCCUAUGGUUCCCAACGCCAUGGCUGACCAGACCCCUCCUGUGGUUCCCAACGCCAUGGCUGACCAGACCCCUCCUAUGGUUCCCAACGCCAUGGCUGACCAGACCCCUCCUGUGGUUCCCAACGCCACGGCUGACCACCCACAGAUGGUCCAAGGCCAGCAUAACUCACACCAUCCACUGUUCAACACACACCACACGCAGCCUACGGAGCAAAAUAACUCACUAGCUAAGGUAAUGCAUUAUUAUUGUACGCAAAGCACAUUUCUGACCAACAGAUAAUUUUGAGGCCUAAUAUUAUAACAGGACAGCUCUUCCGUGGUUUUCAUAAAGCCUCCGUGAACGGGAUGGUCAGUGGUCCGUCAGGGAUAUUAAGUAAGCUCUUGAGUGAUUGUUAUGGAUGUGUCACUAAAUCAGGGUUUUGUGAUGUAUGGAUGUGUAGCUACACUGAACGAAAAAUAUAAAUGCAACGUUCUACAAUUUCAGUUACAGUUCAUAUAAGGAAAUCAGUCAAUUGAAAUAAAUAAAUUAGGCCCUAAUCUAUGGAUUUCACAUGACUGGGAAUACAGAUAUGCAUACCUUAAAAAAAAAAAAAAAAAGUAGGUGGCGUGGAUCAGGAAACCAGUCAGUGUCUGGUGUGACCACCAUUUGCCUCAUGCAGCGUGACAUCUCCUUCGCAUAGAGUUGAUCAGGCUGUUGAUUGUGGCCUGUGGAAUGUUGGCCUGUGGAAUGUUGUCCCACUCUUUUAAUGACUGUGCGAAGUUGCUGGAUAUUGUCUGGAACUGGAACAUGCUGUCGUACACGUCGAUCCAGAGCAUCCCAAACAUGCUCAAUGGGUGACAAGUCUGGUGAGUAUGCAGGCCAUGGAAGAACUGGGACAUUUUCAGCUUCCAGGAAUUGUGUAUAGAUCCUUGCGACAUUGGGCUGUGCAUUAUCGUACUGAAACAUGAGGUGAUGGCGGUGGAUGAAUGGCAAUACAAUAGGCCUCAGGAUCUCGUCACGGUAUCUCUGGGCAUUCAAAUUGCUAUAGAUAAAAUGCAAUUGUGUUCAUUUUCCGUAGCUUAUGCCUCUGCCAAUACCAUAACCCCACCGCCACCAUUGGGCAUUUGCUCACUGAAGUCAGUUACGACGCCGAACUGCAGUCAGGUCAAGACCCUCGUGAGGACGACGAGCACGCAGAUGAGCUUCCCUGAGACGGUUUCUGAUAGUUUGUGCAGAAAUUCUUCAGUUGUGCAAACCCACAGUUUCAUCAGCUGUCCAGGUGGCUGGUCUCAGACGAUCCCGCAGGUGUAGGAGCCGGAUGUGGAGGUCCUGGACUGGCGUGGUUACACGUGGUUGUGAGGCCAGUUGGAUGUACUGCUAAAUUCUCUAAAACAACGUUUGAGGUGGCUUAUGGUAGAGAAAUUAACAUUAAAUUAUCUGGCAACAGCUCUGGUGGACAUUCCUGCACUCAGCAUGCCAAUUGCACGCUCCCUCAACUUGUGACAAAACUGCACAUUUUUGGAGUGGACUUUUAUUGUCCCCAGCACAAGGUGCACCUGUGUAAUGAUCAUGCUGUUUAAUGCCACACCUGUCAGGUGGAUGGAUUAUCUUGGCAAAGGAGAAAUGCUCACUAACAGUGAUGGAAACAAAUUUGUACACAAUUUCAAAAAUGCCUGCUGUCUUUUUCAGCUCAUGAGACCAACACUUUACAUGUUGCGUUUUAUAUUUCUGUUCAGUAUAAAUCAUGGCAAUCUGAUUGUUAUGCCGGUCUGUCUUCAGAAACUCCUGGACCGCUUUGAUUACGACGACGAACCAGAAGAGGUGAAGAAAGAGGAGAUGGAUUCCCUUGUUCCAGGAAACGUGUACGGUGACCAGUUUCCUGGUCAAAUGCAGCCCAACAUGGAGCGGCAGUUUCAGGACCUUAUGAUGGGCCAGCCUGGGAGGCAGCAGACACCUGAUGGAGGAUACCAUGGUCUGAACAAGGGCUACAGCCAGAGUCAGCACACUGCCCAGCAGAACCAGGACCAGGACCAGGGAAAGUCCAGAGAAAGAGAAGAUCCGUCUGGGUGGAGGGAUGGGAGGGAGGGGAGGCAGCGCGGCCACGGCAGGAGGUCACGCUCCAGGUCUGGCUCUCGGUAAGAAGCUGGACCCAUGGUUGAUAUUGGUUGGUGAUGUUUAGGACACUUGACAAACUGUAAGAGCAAAGUUGAUUUGUUUAGGAUGAACAGGUCCUCUGUUAGGGAGCCCUGCCUGUUCCCACCUUUUUACCUUGGCUUUUAGUCCAUGAUUGUACUGUUAUUUUAAUCACCCUUUAUUGCUUCUAUAUCCGUUUGCUUUUACGUAUUUCAUUUGAUUGUUUUGCUGUGAAGUACGUUGCGAUUUUUAAAUGUACUUGAUCUCUCUCUCUCCAGAUCUCCCAGGAGAAAGAGAUCCAGGUCCAGUUCUCGCUCCCGGAAGUCCCGACACUCCUCCCGGCGCUCCGGGUCUCGUUCCAGGGAAAGUCGCUGGAACUCCCCUCGCUCCCGCUCGCAGGAGAGGAAGGAGAGAGAGAAGGAGAAGGAACGCAGACAGAAAGGUCUGCCCAGCAUCAAGAGCCAGACGCUCAGUGGUACGUACUGUCAGAUACACUCAAGGACUGCGUCCCAAAUUACAUUUACAUUACAUUUACAUUACAUUUACAUUACAUUUUAGUCAUUUAACAGACGCUCUUAUCCAGAGCGACUUACAGGAGCAAUUAGGGUUAAGUGCCUUGCUCAAGGGCACAUCGAUGGCACCCUAUUCUCUACUAUUAUUGACCAGGGCCCAUAUUGAAUGUUUCCCUCGUUGUGUAGUUUGCACCACCACUCUGUGGGUUGGCCAGCUCGACAAGAAGACCACUCAGCAGGACGUCAUGUCUUUACUAGAGGAGUUCGGACAGAUCGACUCCAUCAAUGUAAGUAUGAGGGCUGACACACAUAAUACUCACUGGCGCCCUAUUCCCUUUAAACAGUGCACUACUUUUGACCAGGGCCUAUCAGGAAUAACCUCAAGGAGUGCUCUAUGUAGGUACAAGGGGGAUUGACCCUGAAUAAGACACUUGGAACAACUUGGGUGAUACCAACCUGUUUCUCCUUCCCUCCCCUCCAGAUGAUCCCUCCUCGGGGCUGUGCCUACAUAAUGAUGGUUCACAGGCAGGAUGCCUACAGAGCUCUACACAAACUCAGCAGAGGAUCCUUCAAGGUCAACCAGAAGGCCAUCAAG